GAGCCUCAAAAGGAGGAGCCGCACCCAAAGAACGAAACUGAAGGUGAAGCCAAGGAGGUGCCGCAGGACGUUGCCGAGGAACCCCAGCAAGACGAGGCGUGCCCGGAGCCAGGAGACAACCAGCAACUCAAGACUUCAGAAGAGCCCGCAGCUACUGAGGAUGAUGCAGGUGUCAGCCAGGAACUUGUGGAGGAGCACGUCCCCGAUGCCGCCCCGGAUGCCCCUACAGGGCAAGCAGGAGGGGAGGCGUCGCCGGAGCAGGCUCCAAGCCAAGAGCCGCAGGCCGAGGAGGAAGGUGUGCCUGAAGAGCCUGGGAAGGAGCUUCCUCGUGCUUCCGAUGCGCCAGGUGACGAAGAAGAUACCAAGCCGGCUCCA
Molecule: messenger RNA, 375 nt
Organism: Symbiodinium pilosum
Lineage: Eukaryota; Dinophyceae; Suessiales; Symbiodiniaceae
Source: the annotation of a GenBank genome assembly